AUGGCUGUGCCUCCGCCGGCUGAUCCCAUCGAUCCUGGACGCGGAUGGGCCUUGCGGCUCAAAUGGAACCCCUUCUGUUUCGAUGGAGGUCAUCCUUGCCUCGGACGCCUUGACAGCCCGUGCGCCUGCGGACCUGCCGGCGGCGCCCUCCCGGCUGUGGACGCCGAGUCGCAACAAUGCAACUUUUGCGACUUUCCCAUUCUGCAGACUCUCUACGGCGACCGGCAGGACGGCGUCCUGACCCACUUGCUCCUGGCUCUCGACGACCCUGGCCGGCGGGCGGCGCUGGCGCGCAUCGAGGACGCUGUGGGCGUUGCCGCCCGCUCCGACAUGGAGGCGCGCUGCGCGCGGGCCUGGCGCCGCCGGGACCCGGCGCGCCCGCGGCGUGGGCCUCACGGACCGUAUCACCGCGGCGUGGACUAG
Messenger RNA from Symbiodinium sp. CCMP2592, 423 nucleotides. NCBI's taxonomy places the organism in Eukaryota, Dinophyceae, Suessiales, Symbiodiniaceae. The record is from the annotation of a GenBank genome assembly.